Amoebophrya sp. A120 is the source of this 193-nucleotide messenger RNA. Lineage: Eukaryota; Dinophyceae; Syndiniales; Amoebophryaceae. The record is from the annotation of a GenBank genome assembly.
CGACGUGCGAACGAAGGUCGCCAAGUCGUGGAAGGCCUUCCAUGGACUGAAGUCGAUGGUCUCAGGGCUCUCAGGCCUGUCCCAGCAAAGGAAGGGAGAACUCCUGAUGACGAUGGUGAGAACAAUCAUGCUGUACGGAUUGCAAUCGCGAUCAGUAUCGGCCGGGGAGAUCAAGCUAAUGCAGAAAGCGGAG